Messenger RNA from Drosophila nasuta, 5391 nucleotides. It is a transcript of the gene dpr15, whose product is annotated as defective proboscis extension response 15. Bases 1793 to 4123 code for a protein of 776 amino acids. Gene Ontology annotation, cellular component: neuron projection membrane. Gene Ontology annotation, biological process: synapse organization. The record is from RefSeq and is a predicted model, not a curated record. Lineage: Eukaryota; Metazoa; Arthropoda; Insecta; Diptera; Drosophilidae. The transcript is spliced from 7 exons.
UCAUUCGUCCAGAACAUAACAUUUGUUUAACAUUUGCGUUAACGCUUCAUUGACCCAGCAGCAAUCCCAACCAUUAGGCUACCCGUUUGCCAUUACUUAUGUAUGGUAUUCUGAAAUUUCUCAAACCGAUUUCCCUGCUUCCAUUCCCAUGGCGAUUUCGCAAUGCGCUCGGCCCCAAAAAACAAAAGGCUAAGACCAAACCAAACAGCAUUUAAAUCAUUAUUCCCUACACAACUCAAAAACAAAACAAACCUUCAGUUCUCCCACUUGCCCCUGCUCCCCAAGCAACAAAGACAGAUUUCGAUGAGCCGAUGCCGAUGCCGAAGCUACACCUAUCCCAACAAAGCAUCAUGAAAUCCUUUCAAUUCUUAAGCGCGUGUCGUGCAUUGCUAAGUUUUGGCCUCAAUGUCUUUGUGUGAGUAGGUGUGUGUGUGCGGGUGUGUGCAUGUGUGGCAGUAGUAUGUAAGUAAAUGGGCGUGCUUGCUGGCCAUAUGUACACCUUUUACGCCCGACUAAACACCCGCAUAAAUAAAUUUCGUUAAUGCCAAAUAGUCUCGAGCGUAAAAGAAAGAUGAGGUAACAGCAGCAACCAAACGGAAUGCUCCACAACGCCCACAUGCACACAACAAAGCACACAGGCAACCUCACACACAAGCAAAAGCACAGUUGCUUGCAUGCAAACCUACACAGAUGUGAUUAUGUGGUUUGCAAAUCUUUCUCUUCACAAUUUCGCCCUUUUCGUACUUUUUGUAGCAUACUUUUCGGAGCUUUCUGUAAAAUGUUUUUAAGAGAGAAGAGUUAAAAACCAAAGCAAUUGCUGAUUAUAUCACAGUUAGUAUUCAUUGCGUUUUUGUUAUUUUUAUACUUUUGCAUCUCCGUAUUGUAAAAUUAAAAUGAAUUCGUCACAUUAUUCUAACUAUUUGCAAAGUAUUCAAGAAUAGAUAACAAAUAAUUUCCUGCAUUGCUUUACCACGACCUCGACUUACACCACGUUCACUUAACAUUCUUUAACAGCACUAAAACACAAAAAAAAAAAAAAAUGUCGGCCUAUUUUUUGUCUCAGGUCGUUAAGCGAGGUAAAUGGAAGGUGCAAUAAAUUUGCUCUAUCUAACAAUCUUGCAUUCACUUUAUUCAGACGGUUUCGAUUUGCGGAACAGUGUUGUAACUAGUCUUACCGCUCACAUAACUUAAAGUGAACUCACACAAACAUAUCAAAAUGGGAUUUUGCGCAAAACGUAGCCAUAAAAUAACUCGGCAGCUCACAAAGGCUAAAAGAUGGAAGCUUUUGCUCCAGCGCAUUGUGGGAAUUUUUCGAAAAGUGGCCACGUGUUGUUGAUCUCGUUCUUGUGCUCUUCUGCCUACCAGAGGCAAUGGUUGCUAUUGUUGUAGUUGCUUUGGCAAUUGGCAAGUGCUGAACAUUCAAAUAUGCUAAACUUUGCUUUGCAACUAAUUUCAAAACAAACUGAAAUCCUUCGUUUAGUUUUACAUAUUAUGCAUAAGGAACUAUCGAAUUGAAGUUGAAAACUUAUUCAACUAAAAUACAUAAUCAGCAUCAAGGAGUUAUCAAUAUUAGUUAUAAGUAGUCGAAGCCACUUUGCGCAUUGCCCACAGCUGCAUGCGGCAAAGUCUGGCUUCUGGCACUCGCUAAAUUCUGGCCACACCGCGCAUGUGACCCAGUUAAGCGGAUUUUCUGGCAGCAGACGAGGCGACCAGAGACGACCAGAGCGACGUGGACGAAGCGCUAAGCAAGGAUUUUUAAUUUGCCUGGCAUUUUUAAUAUAGCCUUGGCAACAUGCGCCCCCAGCCUGGAUUGAUCAGUCUCCUGCUCAUCUCUAUGCUCUUCGGUCUGCCGGGCUCCCUCGAGCUAGAGCUGGAAAUGGUCGAAACGGAAACGGAGAGGGAACGAGAAAGGGGAAGAGAGGAGGAUGCUGUGGCGAUAUCCAAAUCUUUGUCGAUAUUAAAGAGCGACACAAUAAAUGACAACACAUUUCAUAGAAGUCAAUCAAAGAGAGCCGCGACAUUGGCAAAGUCGCAGCCAUUAAUUUCAGCGACAACACAAAUUACAAAACCAAAUGACGAGCAAAUAGCAAGAACGACAACGACAACGGCAACAGCAAUACACAGAAAUGUUAGCAGCGCGUUGAGUGCAGUUGCAGCUCCUUUGGAAAGCCACAGCAACAUUAAUAACAUUAGCAACAAUGGCGUUCAGCGGCGAUGGACAACUGUGUCCACAAUGCCGGCUUCCGCACCAGGAGUGACGGCAGCACUGCAAGCAAAUCUUAUUAUGAGCAAUAGAAACGUGGAGCAGCAAAAAUUGGACGAGCACGAGUACAAAAUUACGCAGAGCAACAACAAUGCAUUGUUCGUAGCAAGCAGCAGCAGUAGCAGCAACAUGUUUAGCAACAAUUCAACGGCAACAACAUUUGCUGCUCCAGCAACAGUAGCAGAGGCGACAACAACAGCAACACCAAUUACAACAACAUCAACAGCGGCAACGACAACAACACGUCGACCAGCACCGAGAACAACAUUGAAGCCACCGCCAACAAUAGAUGAUUACCAAACAAUAAUUAGCCAAGCGGGAACCCACGCCUAUCUGCCCUGCAAUGUCAAACAAUUGGUAAAGAAGCCCAUUUCGUGGCUCCGUAUGAGAGACGGUCACAUUCUUACUGUGGAUCAGACCACUUUCAUUGCGGAUCAGCGUUUUCAGUCGGUCUUCUCGCCCAAUCCCGAACGCUGGUCGCUGCAGAUCAAAUAUGUGCAGCUUAAGGACGAAGGAACAUAUGAGUGUCAAGUCUCCACGGAACCCAAAGCAAGUGCAAUAGUUCAUCUUCGAAUUGUGGAACCUAAAACCGAGUUAAUCGGGGAGUCGACGCGCCACGUAAAGGCCGGAAGUCAAGUGAAACUGCGCUGCAUAAUUAGCCAGGCACUGGAGCCGCCACUUUUCAUUAAUUGGUUUUACAAUCAGAAGCAAAUCUAUUUGCAUAAUCGUCGUGGUUGGCGUACGGAAAUUGAGCGCAUCGAUCUGCCAACGGAAGCGCCAACGACAUCAACGGCAGCGACAACGUCAACGUCAACAACAGCAACAACAACAUCAACAACAACAGCAACGUCUAUAACGAGUACAACGCCGGCUGCGACGCCAGCAGAGGCGCUAAAUGAUAUAGCGGCCAUAACACGUUCGUAUAUUCUAGAUGCCAUUGCAGUGGGUGAUGGCAUAGCGAUGGCCGGAUACGGUUACGUGUUGCCAACGUCUGGCACGCCUAUAUACUCAGCAGCCACAAUGUCAACGGCAGCAAAUGCAGGUGCUGCAGUUGCAACAUCAGGCAUUGCCACAGCUCAAGUGGCGGCAGCAUCAGCAGCAAUUGCUGCUGACACGUCGGCAAUAUUGACGUUGCCGCCAACAGGAACAACUGCAGCAACAACACUACCGGUAGCAUCCACCGUAACUACAAAAGCAACAACAGCCUCUGCAGCAACAUCUACAACAACAACAACAACAACAACAACAAUGCUGCCAAGCAGCAGUUUCAUUAAACAGAUAACGACGGCUUCGCUCAUCAUACCCGCCGUGGUGAAGCUGGAUUCCGGCAACUAUACGUGCAGUCCUUCGAACAGCGCCCCGCGCACCAUCGUCCUGCACGUGCUAAAUGGUGAAUACUCUGCGUCGGCUAUUAAAUCGGCCAGUGUCAGCUGGAAUACGCUAAUUGGAUGUCCUGGCUAUUUACGUUGGCCGAAUGUCUCAACGAUUUUGACACUUUUGUGGAUUAUUAAAUUUGUGCUCGCUUGGAAUGUGACAAUUUGCUGCAAUCGUGGCCGAAACAAAGUCAACAAUCGCCCAUCACUGGAGGAGGCAGCGGCGACACAAACAACAAUAACACGAACAACAACAAGGAUAACUGGCAGGACAACGGCAUGCGACAACGUCAGCCGCAGGCUCAGCACACAGACGCAGACCAAAAGCAAGAGCCAUGGCCAGAGCCAGAGCCAGAGCCAGACGACAACCCGCAGGCAACGGCGUUUCGGACUCGACUGCGGUUGUGGUGGCUGCUGCUGCGGCGGUGACUGUGGCCACGUCAGCAGCUCAAUUAGUGGCACCAAAGUGGCCGAGGACAAAACUUGAGUAGCACUCUUACCAAUCUCAAUACCAGCACAAAAGCACACCAGCACACCAGUGGGACAACAACAAGGAUUCACAAUUGAAAUGUGAGCGGUUGAGUUUAGACCAUGCUUAGGCUCUUAAACCCAUUCAGAUGCAUGUUCGCAUUUUCGAAUAUAUCCAGAAGCACGAAUACAUUUAUGAUCUCCUCAAAUGCCAUAAUACUUUAUAAUAAUACUAUAGUCAUUGCUUAUAGAUACAGCAAUUGUAUGUGUAUACACAUUGUGAACAAUAAUCAAAUCGUUAAGCAUUUUUUUGUAACGAAAUUGAAGUUAGUUUUUAUAUAAUUUGGUUAUUUCAGAGUUGUGUAAAUAAUCAUUCAUUUGAAACUGUACAUUCAUUUAAAAAAAAAACCUUAAGAGUAUGCACAUAAGUUAAUGGUUGUAUAAUUUUAAUAAUAAGUCCAAUUACCAAGAACAAUUCAAAAUGGUUCACUAUAAAUAAAAUUUUUUUAUAACAAAAAUCAUAAAAACAUUAUAUAACAAGAUCUAAAUCAAAUAGAAAAAGCAAGCAAGCGAAAUUAAAGAGUUUACAGUAAAUUUUAAAUGAUCAUACGCGUACACUCGUAAGUAACACAAAACCCAAAACCCAAUGUGCUACAAAUGAUUUAUUUGUUUGAAAGUUUAACAAACUAAUAACCAACCUCAACUAACAAAAGAGGUGCAACACAAAAUAUUUUACAUUUUUAUUUAAAUUAUUAAUACUAAAUGGGGGUUAGAAGACUAUUUUAAAAGAAAAACAUACAGGUUAUAUUGAUUUGAAGUGAAUAUAUUAUUUUAAUUUUUUAAAUAUUGAAUGUUGAACCGAUUAACUAACUCUCUUUAUUUCUUCGCAUUGAUUGUAAAUAUCGACAAACUUGAGCGUAUGCUCACCAUACUUAGCAUAUAAAUAAUUGAAUUAGAAUUCUGCAUAUGUGUAAACAAUAAAUUAAUAAUUGUUUAAUAACUGAUUCUCCGCGGGAACUGUGUAAAUACGUGUAUCGAAAUCUAGGCUGAAGGGUUCCUUAUACAGCUACAAUAUAUUAAUACUCACGAGAAAAUCGAAACUACAAUUGGAAGUCUUAACAAGUAUUAAAGACUAAGAGAUAUUUAAAGCGCAACUUCUCGCUAGAGUUUUCCAUUUAAGUUUUACAAAAAAAUAACAACAUACAUGAAAAUAAUAAAUAUUAAGCAAAUUAAAUGAUAUUUGCAAUAAGUCUUAAGACAUUAUCGUAAGUGAUUAUAAAUAAAUAA